Messenger RNA from Daphnia magna, 1205 nucleotides. Its product is annotated as cell wall protein DAN4. The record is from RefSeq and is a predicted model, not a curated record. NCBI's taxonomy places the organism in Eukaryota, Metazoa, Arthropoda, Branchiopoda, Diplostraca, Daphniidae. The transcript has 5 exons. The coding region runs from base 228 to 1205 and encodes 325 amino acids.
UCUUGUAUACCCAAGAGAACCAACACCAUCAGCCAUUUGUUUCUUCUUCUCGAGUCUGGUCGGACGGCGAGACUGUUUUUUGCAUCAGUCUCGUACGUCCAUGUCACCAGUAAACAAGACUACCCUGAGAGUUUUAAAUUUUGGAAGGUGUUUGCAACACAGCUAUCGAUAGUGAUUUAAUUGUUUAUCAACUGUGUUUCGUACGUAUUAAUAGGGAAACAUAUUUCAUGUCAUUGUAUCAGGCCAAAACGAUGCAAAUUCUCUUCAAACUCAACUGUGUCAUCCUUUUUGCAACUUCGUUGGUUUUGUUGCCCACUCUGUUGGCGGCUUCGUUAUGGAAAACGCAUGUGAGACAGAGAAACGGUCAAGCUGCAAACGACGUCGCAAAUACAAGGGACGAUUACUACGCUGAACAGCAAAAUCAAGUCGUUUAUCUUGACGACAUUGUCGACAAUUCACACGCAGAACUGAAAGUGAAACACAAAGAAUCGUACGUGAAACCGAGCCGAUAUGGCAGCAGCGCCUACCAGCAAUCGGUUGCCGACACGAGUCAACACCACGCCGAUUACGCGUCGGAUGUCGAUUAUACGCCUACGAUAGCGAUCCGUAUUACUAUGGUGAUAAGCCUAAUUGUGACGAAGAAGAGCAAGGCCAGCAUCAUUUUAGGCUCGAUUGGAUUAGCUCUAAGCAAAUUAGGAUUAAUUUCAUUUUCUUCAAUUGCUACUUCGACCGACACGACCACCACAUCUACCACGUCGACCACAUCGACGACGACGCCAUCGACCACGACCCCAACGACGACCACACCAACGACGACGACACCAACGACGACGACAACUACAUCUACGACGACGACCACAACGACUACGACGACGACCACAACGACAAUGAUGCCAAUGACGUGUGCAACUCAAGUAUCAGAUGCCACGGGAUCGUAUAAAACGAUUCGAACUCCAGGCACUCAGGUGGAACAGUGUCUCUCCAUCACCGUAGCUACGGGCAGCCGAAUUCAAAUGACCUGCACUUCCAUCAACGUCUCCACUGGCACUUACGUCACCAUCUUGGAUCAAUCCGGUACGAGCAUCGUUGCGAAUCCACCCAUCUUAAACACAGCGUACACCACAGCGGACAACACGUUGAUUAUCAAAUCGCUCGCCAGCAGUGCCAACGCCGAUCAGCUGUGCUGCGAUUGGGUUACAGUUUGA